Molecule: messenger RNA, 883 nt
Organism: Alosa alosa (allis shad)
Lineage: Eukaryota; Metazoa; Chordata; Actinopteri; Clupeiformes; Clupeidae
Gene: atoh1c
Product: atonal bHLH transcription factor 1c
Exons: 1
Coding region: 21-686 (221 amino acids)
Molecular function (GO): protein dimerization activity
Source: RefSeq, a predicted model, not a curated record
UCACCAAACACCGUCCCAAAAUGCCUCGACGCAGACCCCCGUGCGCUCAGUACGUAUUACGACAGACGGAUGCAACUCUUCUGAAGAGUUCGCAUCCUGCUGUGGUCUCACACGGAUCACCGCCUAUACAGACUCUGGUAGAGGGCAGCUGGACGGAGGUUCGGACCACGGAGAGGGCGCACUGUGAACCGUGCGCUCUCGUAGAGCUCAGGCUACCGGGACUCCGCUACGUCGACCAGGACCAGAGCGCGGUGGCCAGAGCCAAGAGACGGCGGCGGCUGGCGGCAAAUGCGCGGGAGAGACGAAGGAUGCUUGGGCUGAAUGUGGCAUUCGACCGACUGCGCAGCGUCAUCCCGAACAUGGAGAGCGAGCGGAAGCUGUCCAAAUCAGAGACACUGCAGAUGGCACAGAUCUACAUCGCCACACUCAGCGAGCUUCUGCAGGACGAGGGUUGUCAGCCAGAUUUCGGUUACACGCGCAUCGCCGUGACAACGGAGCAGGUGGAUGCGCAGCGCGCCGAGCCAUCAUCCUGCGAUUCCGCAGCAGAGGACACUGAACUGUCCGAACCCGACACGCGCAAUGACGUUCCUGGGCGCGCGGCUAGCCCGGGACAGUCUGAUGAUGAACAUAAGCUCGAGCUGAAAGAGUUGAUGAACUUUUGGGAGAGAACGAGUGGAACAAAAUGAUCACAAAACAGUGUGUACAAAGCGCUUUUUUAUUUCAAUUAUGUAAUGCCUAUUUCUAUGAAGGGAAACUUAUUUUUCUACUUGUUCAUUUAGUUUAUCGUUAUGACUAGUUUCCCAGUCAAGUAGAGGGAACCAGAGAUUAAUAAAUAUAUUCUAUAUGUAUAGAAGUUUCUUGUUGGUGUUUUCCCACCCCUAAA